CUGCCUCCCGACAUCCAGUCCUCUCCAUUUAUUUAUCCAUUCUUCGCUGUAAGAUCCGUUGAGUCUCCCAGAUAUGUUGCUGUCAUCUUCGCUCCCGGCCCUCCGCCACCGGGGCGCCGCAAUGGCCUUUCGCACAUUCAGCACAUCCGCAGCGGCCCAUGCUGCCGAGGUUAGCAGGUUGGGGGUUAUCGGAGCAGGUCAGAUGGGAUUGGGUAUUGCGCUUGUUGCUGCGAACAGGGCUCAGGUACCCGUGACCCUGAUCGAUAACUCUCAAUCUUCUUUGGACAAGGGACUCAAGUUUGCCGACAAGCUCUUGGAAAAGGACAUCUCCAAAGAGCGUCUGACUCGGGAUGGCGCCGACGCUGUUCGCUCGCGCAUCACAUCCAGCCUGAAACUGGACGAUCUGUCGGCCGUCGAUUUCGUGAUCGAGGCGGUUCCUGAGCUUCCCGAACUUAAGACGUCCAUCUUCUCGAAGAUUGCGCAAAUUGCCCCCAAGCAUGCCGUUCUGGCAACGAACACUUCGUCGAUCUCGAUCACUAAAAUCGCCGCAGCCACGACGACUGAUCCCAGGGACCUUCAGGCUCCCUCUCGAGUUAUUUCCACCCAUUUUAUGAACCCCGUGCCUGUUCAGAAGGGGGUGGAAAUCAUCGCUGGCCUGCAAACUUCCCAGGAAACCAUCGAAAAUGCCAUUGCGUUUGUCCGGCGCAUGGGCAAGGUUGCUUCCGUCUCCGCCGAUUCGCCGGGGUUCCUCGCCAAUCGCAUUCUCAUGCCAUAUAUCAAUGAGGCAAUUCUUUGUCUCGAAACCGGGGUUGGUGGCCGCGAGGACAUCGAUAACAUCAUGAAGAACGGCACCAAUGUUCCCAUGGGACCUUUAACGCUGGCAGAUUUCAUUGGUCUUGACACGUGCCUGGCUAUCAUGAAUGUCUUGCACCAAGAAACUGGAGAUAGCAAGUACCGACCCUCGGGGCUGUUGAAGAGGAUGGUCGAUGCUGGUUGGACAGGCAAGAAAACCGGAAAGGGUUUCUACGACUAUUGAAGGCACGGUGGUUACUCGGCAAAAUGUAUCUUGGCGUCCUUUAUCACACAUACCUUAACAUGUAGCCGCUUACAUCUGUGUUUAUCUAGACGAAUGGUUUUAUUGUCAUGUAACACGAG
Messenger RNA from Aspergillus steynii IBT 23096, 1155 nucleotides. RefSeq names its product 3-hydroxyacyl-CoA dehydrogenase family protein. The record is from RefSeq and is a predicted model, not a curated record. The transcript is spliced from 3 exons. Gene Ontology annotation, molecular function: NAD+ binding; oxidoreductase activity, acting on the CH-OH group of donors, NAD or NADP as acceptor. Gene Ontology annotation, biological process: fatty acid metabolic process. NCBI's taxonomy places the organism in Eukaryota, Fungi, Ascomycota, Eurotiomycetes, Eurotiales, Aspergillaceae. Bases 74 to 1036 code for a protein of 320 amino acids.